This is a messenger RNA of Recurvomyces mirabilis, 504 nucleotides long. RefSeq lists its product as uncharacterized. The record is from RefSeq and is a predicted model, not a curated record. The transcript is spliced from 3 exons. Lineage: Eukaryota; Fungi; Ascomycota; Dothideomycetes; Mycosphaerellales; Teratosphaeriaceae. Bases 1 to 504 code for a protein of 167 amino acids.
AUGGCGCAGUCUGCACUCCGCGAGCAGAUCCUUGUCAACGCUGCGGAGCUGAUGUGCAAGCUCAACCCCGACAAGCAGCACCGCAUCUCUGAGCAUCGCCUUAUCGUUCGUCGCUGCGGCAUGGGCGAGAGCAAAGGCUACAAGGGCGUCAUCAUCGACUAUGCCGUCAUCCGUAUCGAAGGUCCUCGUGCUAACACCUUCCUCGAAGCCCUGGAAAGUCUUCUCAACUUCACUGCCGAAGCGCUGAAGCCGCACCUCGAAGGCUACGAGAACAUGAAGUUCUCGCACAUCAAAGGCCAAGCUCUCAAGAGGCGCGAGGGUAGCAGGAUCGCGGUCAAGGCGCCAACAGAGCAGACGGCCACGGCCGCCAGCCCUGCGAAGAAGGUCCGGAUUGUUACCAAGAAGCUCGAGUCUCCUGCGAAGAAGCUCGAGUCACCCAUGAAGAAAGUCGAGGUCGCCAUCAAGAAGCUCGAGUCUCCCCCAGGAAAGCUCGAAUCUUUUUAG